UAAUAUUCGUACGAAUAAUAUUCGCAUUAUUCGUAAUUAUUCGUAAUUAUUCGUAAUUAUUCGUCCAUCUCUGAAGCUAUUUCCAUGUAUCUCGCAUCGGAGAGAUGGUCGACAGAGAGCUUUGAGCUGGGGUCACUUGGCUUGCUGAAUCGUCAGGAGUGAUCAAUUCGACGCUAUUGAUAUGCUUUAUCACCCGGCUGACCCAACUUUACUUCAGGUUCUCGCAGUUGACCUCCUAAACCCUUCCCCGGCCGCCGAAGCCAAGAAGCACAAGCUCAAGACUCUUGUCCCUGCGCCUCGAUCCUUCUUCAUGGACGUCAAGUGCCCCGGCUGCUUCACCAUCACCACCGUCUUCUCACAUGCUCAAACCGUCGUGGUCUGCGCUGGCUGCUCACAAGUUCUCUGCCAGCCCACCGGUGGCAAGGCCCGAUUGACCGAGGGCUGCUCGUUCCGACGAAAGUAGAUGUGCG
Eremomyces bilateralis CBS 781.70 is the source of this 470-nucleotide messenger RNA. Its product is annotated as putative 40S ribosomal protein S27. Lineage: Eukaryota; Fungi; Ascomycota; Dothideomycetes; Eremomycetales; Eremomycetaceae. Gene Ontology annotation, molecular function: structural constituent of ribosome; RNA binding. The record is from RefSeq and is a predicted model, not a curated record. Gene Ontology annotation, cellular component: ribosome; cytosolic small ribosomal subunit. Gene Ontology annotation, biological process: ribosomal small subunit assembly; translation. The coding region runs from base 182 to 463 and encodes 93 amino acids. The transcript is spliced from 4 exons.